Tribolium madens (black flour beetle) is the source of this 504-nucleotide messenger RNA. RefSeq names its product adult-specific cuticular protein ACP-20-like. The record is from RefSeq and is a predicted model, not a curated record. The coding region runs from base 46 to 408 and encodes 120 amino acids. Gene Ontology annotation, cellular component: extracellular matrix. The transcript has 2 exons. Lineage: Eukaryota; Metazoa; Arthropoda; Insecta; Coleoptera; Tenebrionidae.
AUAAAAGCGCCAAAACACAAGAGACAUUCAGUUUAAGUGAUAAACAUGUACAAAGUGUGUGCUAUUAUUGCCUGUUUGGUGGCGGCGAGUCAAGCCGGGAUCAUCGGAGGCGGCUAUGAAGGAUUAGGGGCCUAUGGACAUGGACACGCCAUUGAUUACUACGCUUAUCCCAAAUACGAAUUUAAAUAUGGCGUCGCCGAUGGCCACACUGGUGACCAUAAGACUCAACACGAAGUCCGCGAUGGUGAUGUUGUCAAAGGGUCCUACUCGUUGGUAGAACCCGAUGGUACGAUCAGAACCGUCCAUUACACCGCUGAUGACCACAAUGGGUUCAAUGCUGUUGUGAGUCGAUCAGGUCAUGCUGUCCAUCCCACACCGAUCGCACUUGGCCAUGGCAUUCACUAUUAAUGAUCUCCGUAGAGUACCUCAUUCGCUCACUUGAUUUUAUCACUCACUUUCUUUAUAAAUGCCAUAUUUAUUUUUGUAAAUAAAUGGAUAUUCACA